ACUUCCCACAACGCACCGCACGCGACGUCAUAACCUCGCGACCCAACGUGGAUUUCAUUUCGCGUCGCAACGGCCAGUUAACCAAGCGUCUCUCUGGAUUAAAAUUAACACACUUUUAACCCCUUUUCGCCCUACGCAGCCCCAGCACUGUGUGUGCGAACCUCUUUUUAAACACCAGUCUCACUUCAUUCGUCAAUUUAAGUUUGUACGGAAGAAGUUUAAACGCGGAAUUGCAGAGGAGCUCCAGUUUUCCCACGAGUCGCACCGGCGCCCUGUCCGAGAAAAAAAAUGCAGUCCUUUGGUGAAGAAAAAUCGUCCAACUUCAUGUUAAACGCAUCUCUGCUGUACAAAGAAACAUGCCCGGAGCUGUCAAGGUUCCUCCUGCAGGGGUCUGUAAACUCCAAAGCACACCCGAAGCGUAAGUCCUCCAGUCCGUUUCAGAGCACCUUGGUGUGUCCGAACUGUUAUCAGUGGCUGCAGCCUGACAAUCACCGGAUGCGUCUGCGGCCCAAACCACGACCAUCGGCGAAGGUGCAGAGUGUCCUGCGCCGGAGGGCCAGGGGCAAACGACUCAGCCUGGUGCAGAAAAACCUGCUGCAUCGUUUCCAAAGGUCCUCUUCAGUGCUGAUGGCCACCUGCCACGCUUGCAAUACAACAUCCAGGCACAAAGGAAUGAACAGAGACUUUAUCGCUGCCCUCGCUAAGACCCACGGCACACCGGCGAGCGCUGGGAAACACAAGACCCCGCAGUCCGCCAACAGAGGCACCCCAAAGACCCCCGGCAAAGACAAGACACCCUCUCAUACACCGAGGGGUUCCACCUCCUCCACCACUUCAGGGACAGGCUCAACUUCAUCAUCCAAGUCUUCCUCCAAACCGAAAAAUUGGGUUGUCCAGCGUCUCAGCAAGAUACUCAUGCGAGAGGACACUCAGGGCAGCAAGAAGGGGGGCUUGAAAGAUUUUCUUUCCUCGCUUUGAGUAUCUACUCACUUGCCUUUCUGUAUACUCUUAAAAAAACAAACAAACAAGGGGUUAGACCCAUGUUGUAACCUGUUUACGCCAAAGGCUAAAGGGGAACUUGAGAGAAUAACUUUGGUUUCCGAGCCGGUGUGGGAAGGGUUACAGUUUGCCCACCAACACAGCUGUUGCCGGGCUGUUUGGAAUGGUGCUCCUGGGUGACCUGAAUGCAACAACUGGGAGCACCAGGCUGGCCAUUUCGUCUUUUAAUCAGGGUUAGUGCAUCUUCUGCCGUGACAGACAGAGGAGAAUGCUUCCUUUGCCUACUUUAGCGCACGCCUCUUGUUAGCUCCUUACCUGGGGAGGCUAUUUAAAUUGAAACGAUUGAGGAAUUGUUCAGUAUUCAUCAAAUGGCUGAAGGAUCGCAGGUUCUAAGGUGGAGUUUGAGGCAGGACAAGCUGGUUUACAAGCCAAUAUCUGUCUCCAUUUCGGAUCCCCCCCCCUCCCCAAAGUUACGAGUAUACAUUUAUAUACUAAAUAUAUCUAAAACUAUUUCGUAUUUAUACUACUUAAUGUUAAAACUUUUGUAUUUCCUUAUUUUCUGUCCUCCUCAGUAGGGAGACUGUGUCUGUGUGAAUUCAUUUAAGACUUUGGCUAAACAUGACAGUUUGACAUAACUGUAUGUAUACAUGCUGUUGCCACUGUUGUAUUUUUGUACUCGCAUACAAAUGAUUUUGAAACUGUGCACAGUCACCAUUGAUUUUUAUUUAUAAUUAUCAUCUAAAAUGGGACUCAUCAGUUGAUGUUUACACUGAUUAGGCACAUCCGCCUAAAACCUUACUGACAAUCAAUGUUGUCGCGACUUUACAUUUUCUUUUAACAUUUUCUUUUGUAAGGUUACUGUUGUGAGCGAGAAUUUGAAUAUAUCUGCUGCAUUUUGUACCGCCUGUUUUUUCAUUAGCUGUUCGAUGUACAGUAUGUGUUUGGAUCCUGAAAUACCUCACAUUUAUAUUCCACCUACACCGUGAUUCUCUGAAAUAAAACCUUCUGGUCUGUGAA
Molecule: messenger RNA, 2016 nt
Organism: Acanthopagrus latus (yellowfin seabream)
Lineage: Eukaryota; Metazoa; Chordata; Actinopteri; Spariformes; Sparidae
Gene: rmp24
Product: chromosome 3 C18orf21 homolog
Exons: 5
Coding region: 289-978 (229 amino acids)
Source: RefSeq, a predicted model, not a curated record